AUGUCUGAUAAAUCAUAUUUAAUACAUCCACAACCAUCCCUUACUACAACUCCUCCAACUUCAAAUAGUUCCAUUCAUAACAACCCAUCCGGUACUACCAAUCAGUUUGCCCCACCACCACCUCCUCCUCCUCCUCCUUAUUCCAAAGCAGCACCAACCACUUCAACAAACACCCUGGAGAUCAACAUAUCACCAAACACCUCGUCGAAUAUGUCGCCACCAAGACUUCAAGAACAACGAUCAUUUCAACAAUUGGCCCACUACCAACAAUUGCAUGAUUUACAAUUGCAACAGCAACAACAGCAACGUCCGCAACACCAUGAUCAGAGAGAUGUAUCAGCAGCCGAGGCUUUGACUCAGCUAACCAGAACAAACUCACCUUCACUGGAUGUCGACACUAUAAUCACCACGGAAAUGGACUCGGCCUCGGUCAUGUCGGAAGAACACGAAUUGCCCUUGCCUCCACAUAGACACCCUUUGGUGUCCACCGUGUCCAUGGUGGCCAAGCACCCUAUUGUUGUGAACGCUAUCAACUACUAUGAAACUUCAAAGAGAAACUAUCCCUCAUUUAGUUAUGCUGCCGGUAUCGUUGAAGCAGCAACAAUCCCCGUUGUUACCAAGAUUGAAGACAACUUAAACACUAGACACCAGAUCCAGUCAAGAAUCUCGUCGAAUGCGUCAAACCCACCGUCUGCUGCCACUUCGGUCAACAUCACCCCCGUGGUGUCGUUUGACAAUAAACAAAAAAAGAGAAGAUUUUCCACUGCUAGUCAAACUUCCAACACGUCCAUCACUUCGUAUGAUGUCAAAAAGAGGUUACAGUUUUGCAUCCACAUUUUGAGAGCUGCCAAUGCCAAUAUCAAUUCCAAGAUUAAUUUCCUCCAAACCAAAAUUGACGAAACCGAGGAGGCUGUUCGAGAAGAACGGGUCAAGUUGGAGAUUCAAAGAUCUCACGAAAGCCAGCAAGUGCCUCCUUUGCAAUCGCCUACUGAUGAAGCGACUCAAAAGACCAAGUCGGAGAUUGUCACCACGGUGAGAAAAAUCAUCCACUUGAUUUCCAAUUUCCGUCCAAGCACAUUGAACCAAGUUGCUCCCGUUAGUGACGCUGAUGGAAAUGCCUUGUCGCCCACCUCAUCGCAUAAGCUGGCUACGAUUCAAGAAUAUGAAUUGAAAAACACCAUCCGCGAUAUAAUAUUGCACUUGCCGGCAUCUUUGCAACGAUCAGACGCCUCGGCCAAUGGCAACGAUCGAGUAUUUGUGUUUGCCAAGGAGAGUUUGGAUAUGAUCACCAAGCUCACCAAUGUUUUCAGCGAGCAUUUGGUCAAGAUUGAAUCGUGGGUCACUGGUGAAGAAGAACAAGCACUUUUCCAACAGCAAGCACAACAGCAACAACAACAACAACAGCAACAGCUGGUGGGUUUAAAUGAAAAGGAAGACGUGGAAGUGAGAGAGGAAAAGAGCGAUGACUCUGUAAGCACAAGGUGUUCAAGUGAAGAGCCCGAUGCAUUGACUUCAGCCACCAAGAGAAUGAGAAUCGAUGAACUUGUGACAUGA
This is a messenger RNA of Lodderomyces beijingensis, 1554 nucleotides long. The record is from the annotation of a GenBank genome assembly. Lineage: Eukaryota; Fungi; Ascomycota; Pichiomycetes; Serinales; Debaryomycetaceae.